Molecule: messenger RNA, 795 nt
Organism: Trichobilharzia regenti
Lineage: Eukaryota; Metazoa; Platyhelminthes; Trematoda; Strigeidida; Schistosomatidae
Source: the annotation of a GenBank genome assembly
AUGACUGCAUUGGAAGAUGGCAGUGUGAAUCGGGAGAAGACGUGCCCAUUGUUAUUAAGAAUGUUUUGUAGUACAAAGAAACACAAUAAUGUUCUGGAGUAUUCAAGAGGUCGUACGCCACUCAAUGAGCUCCAAGUAUAUACGUGGCUUGAUGCAACAUUAAGGGAGCUGGCAUCACUAGUAAAACAAGUCAAUCCAGAAUCACGUAGAAAAGGCACACUGUUCGAUUUUGCACUGGUGUUUCCCGAUCAUCGUUCACCAAUGUACAGAAUGCGUGAAUUGGGUACAGUAUGCUCUGGUUGUCCAUCAGACACUGAUCGUAUUAUGUUAAAGGAUGUUCAAUUUACAAUUGGUGAUAUGAUCGAUGUUGCGAUUACAAUUCCUCACCCCUCAGCGAUUGAUGUCAAUAAUACUACUACUAGUACUAUUAAUAAUAAUGCCUAUAUGAUGAUGAAAGAUACACGCUUAUCAUCAUUGGAGACGGCUAAUCGUCGUGCUAUUAAACCAUCCUUACAACAACAACAGCCAGUUAUGGUUAAAAAUCGUCGUUCAGAUGAAAAAUAUUAUGAUCAUCAUUCUGGUCAAUUGGAUCCAACUACUAAAUACCGUCAUCGACAAAUGGAUAUUGAUAAUGGUGAUGUCAUAUUGAAAAGUCGAGAUCAUCUCAGCGGAGGUAGUGGUAAAGAGUCACGAGAUUAUGAUAAAAGGUCGUAUGAUAAACUGUCAACCGCUGAAGAACGUAGUACUAGCAGUAGUAGCUUUAAAGUUAAUGGUCGAAGAGUUGUACCAUAUUAA